AUGGCUCCGAUCUCCGUUCCGAUCACGUCCAGGCUGCCGUCAUCCCUGCGCAUUGCCGCGGACAACGCUACUGUGACGCGUGUGCUGGGCCGCCUUUCGCGGCCGGCGCUGCUGUCGCUGGCACUGGACUGGCUCGACGAAGGCAACCAAAGCUUGACGGCACCCUAUUUGCGAAACCGGAAUCCCAAUGGAGACGAUGGCGACGACGACGACGACGACGGCGACAUUGAUGAUGAUGGGGACUUUUACCCGCCGGCAGCCUCGCUCGAGGCACUCCGAGACCACUACACCGACCUACAGGCGCGCAGGGGCUCGAAACGCGAGGUGCUCGACCGCAUCUUGGAGGGCGACUGGCGGCAUGGCCUCAGUUUAUACCAGCUGGCCAUGGCUGACCUGCAGCACCUCUACGACCACCCGACGAGCCAAAAGUGGACGGCCUUUCAGGUGGUGCCGUUGACGGCCAAGGCCGAGGCCGGCGGGGCCGGCACCGGCAACACGAACAACACCGACACCACCAACAGCGAGGCAUCCGCCGUCGUCGACAAGGCCUCGCUCGUCGUGCCGCGCUUCCACCCGUCGUCCUUCCUGCGGAACCUGCAGGCCCAGAUCUUGCCCGACAUCAAGGUGCACUACAACUUUGACCGGCACAGGCACCUGCCACUGUUGCUGCUCCGCAUUUUCAUUCUCGACUCGCCCUACAACACGUCGCUGGCCGCAGCAGGGCCAUCGACCGGCCAUGGCGAGAGCCGCCCCGCCACUGUCGAGGCCUCCCGCACCGUCUAUGUGGCCUUUCCCGACGCGUCGCCGUUUGUCUACCUCUCCAGCGCCCAGUCGUCGGCGGGCGAGCGCGCGCCGGGUGCCCCGGCCGUCGGGGUCAGCGGCAGCGCCGCGUCCCUGCGCAGCCUCGUUGUCGAGGCCAUCCCCAAAGCGUUGUCCCAGCCGCGCGAGCGCUACGCGCUGAAGCCCACCAACCUGGCCACACGCAACCUGGCCGAGCUGCUGCAGCGCCGCGGCGCCGGGCGCACCAACACGGCCGGCGGCGGCUGGGGCAUCUAUGCAGACGAGAAAACGACGAUUGAGUCGCCCCUGAGCACGGCGCUGCCAGAAUCGGUCGCAUCGCGGCUGGAGGGGACGCGAGGCCGUGGCAAGAGCGCCAGCAGCAGCAGAAGCACAGCCACCGUGGUGGGUCGCACCAAGCGACCGCUCUCCCCCGGAACGCAGCGCAGUCGGCAGGAGGCGAAGCGACGGAAGCUCGUUGCGGCGGCCCGGUUUGGCCUGUCGGCAAAGAUGGGCGACGGCUGCGGCGUCGAACGUGUCGAUAUCGUCAUGCAAGACCCGUUUCCAGGCGGACGACGUUUCGACCGGAAAGAGCGAGGCGAGACAGGCGGCGAGCCAGUAGUGGAUGUGGAUGCAGAUGCCCCACCACCACCACCGCCAAUGGCAGACCGGCGUCGAUCCAAGGGCGGUAGACGCAGUCAGAUUGAUGCGGUCUUGGCUCGAGACGAGGAGGAGGCCGAAGAAAACGAGGCGAAAGAGCGAGACGAAGCAAGACGAGCGGCUGGCGAGGACCAGGAUCAGGAUCAGGAUGAAGAGGGGGAUAAUGAAGGAGACUCGAGUGAGUCAACGUGGCGACCACGCGUGGCGUUCACCUUCCAUGGACCACAUGUCUUUGCUGGUAUCAGGCAGUUGGUGGAAGCGGGAGUCAUUGAUGGUGAGAAAAUGCCGGGCUGGAUGACGGGCGAGGAGGGCGUCACGGUGGGUGCGGUGCGGCACGGUCGCAUACGUGGGCACAAGGGCUCGGGAAUGCCCUGA
Messenger RNA from Sporothrix schenckii 1099-18, 1812 nucleotides. Its product is annotated as central kinetochore subunit Mis15/CHL4. Gene Ontology annotation, biological process: CENP-A containing chromatin assembly; chromosome segregation. The record is from RefSeq and is a predicted model, not a curated record. Lineage: Eukaryota; Fungi; Ascomycota; Sordariomycetes; Ophiostomatales; Ophiostomataceae. The transcript has a single exon. Bases 1 to 1812 code for a protein of 603 amino acids.